Racocetra persica is the source of this 380-nucleotide messenger RNA. The record is from the annotation of a GenBank genome assembly. Lineage: Eukaryota; Fungi; Glomeromycota; Glomeromycetes; Diversisporales; Gigasporaceae.
UAAAACCCGGUAUAAAACCUUCGGACUUAAAAAAACAAGCAAAAUUAAGCCCAAAUCCUACCUUGGAAAAAAAUAUUAUUCCGACUUAUUCCAACCACGGCAUUCCUACUCCUCCCCCAACCCCUCCUUUAAAACCUAAAAAGGACACUACUAUUAUCCCCGAACUAGAAGCAACGAACCGAGACGAAAGCCCGAACCAAAAUCAAGCCAAAAGUCCAGUAAAAUCGGAACUAACCCCUCAGCCCCAACCCCAACUCUACCUUUUCACUUGUGAUAUCUGUGAGCAAAAUAAAAAAUCUCAAUUACACCUCCACCGAGUAAACGGCUUGGGAAUUGACCCUCAUAAAACUCAAAAAAUCUGCUCCUCCUGCCUCAAAAAA